This is a messenger RNA of Ramularia collo-cygni, 1503 nucleotides long. RefSeq lists its product as uncharacterized. The transcript has 5 exons. Bases 1 to 1503 code for a protein of 500 amino acids. Lineage: Eukaryota; Fungi; Ascomycota; Dothideomycetes; Mycosphaerellales; Mycosphaerellaceae. Gene Ontology annotation, cellular component: extracellular region. The record is from RefSeq and is a predicted model, not a curated record.
AUGAAAGCCAGUCUACUACUGGCCUUUAGCACGGCCGUCCAAGCCGCUCACUACUCCAAGGAAGAAUAUGCAUCUGGCGCGGUUCAUCAGCGCAUACUCGAUAUCAAAACUGCGAAGUGGGAUGCCCUCGCAGCCGCUGGGGCUCUGAAUUCGAGUCAAUGGCCCUCGUGGAAGAAUUGGGACCAGCUCGACCGCAAAAUCAAACGCGACCGACUGCAAUGCCGAGAUGGCGUCGCCGUCGCUGAGAAGGGCAACCCCAUGCAGACAUUUCGAUGCAACAAUAUGGAUCUCUACGAUUUCCUGAAUCACGACGACAUGGGCGGAGGUGAAGCUGACCCUACUCUCCCAACCCGUUUGGGUUCUUCUGUCUGGGGAUGGGUAUCUCCUACAGGUCGUCAGAUCGCUCUGAUUGGCCAAUUCACUGGCACAGCAUUCGUCGAGAUUGACCGCAAAGGGAAAAUGACCUAUCUGGGCCGUCUCCCAGCCCAAGACAGCGUUGGGUCUGCCUGGCGCGAGAUUCGUGUUCUCAAAAAUCUUGCCAUCAUUGGCAGUGAAGCCGUGGGACACAACGUUCAGAUCUUCGACAUGAACAAGGUUGCCAACAUCAACCCCAAGACACCGGUCACGUUCAACAAAGACACUGAUCUUGUCGGUCUCUUCGACGACCUGCCACGCGGUCGUGCUCACAACGUCGUCGUGGACUGGGAUAAUGAGUAUGCCAUUGCCGUCGGAGCUCAACCCCGGAACCAGUCGUGUGCAGCUGGYCUCGAAUACAUCGACCUCAGCGAUCCCUCCAACCCCACCAAGCCCGGAUGCGCAAGCUCUGAUGGAUACACUCACGAUGCUCAGUGUGUCACUUACAAUGGCCCCCACAAGAAGUAUGUGGGGAGGAACAUUUGUGUCGCCUACAAUGAAGAUUCCGUUACCGUCUGGGACUCGACAAGUAAGGCUAACUCUACCAUGAUCGGACGACUGGAUUAUUCGGGAGCUACAUACUGCCACCAAGGCUGGUGGACCAAGCGCAACUGGCAUCAGUUCGUCCUGGUCAAUGACGAACUUGAUGAGCUCGAUGCUGUUGGCGAUGCUGCUAGCGGACGACCCAUCACUCACAUCAUCGACCUGACGGAUCUCGAAAACCCCAAGAAGACCGGAUUCUUCUACGCUGCCGAUCAAAAGGCCCCCGAUCAUAAUCUUUACAUCGAGAAGGGAGUGCUCUUUCAAAGUAACUACGGCGCUGGAGUAUGGGUUCAGGACGUCAGAUCCAUUGAGAAGUAUCCGGAUGGCUCGCGUGUCAAAGUUCUUGCGUUCUUCGAUAUGCAUCCUGAAGACGAUGCCGUUGGAGGGGCGGUGGAGUUUGUCGGAAGCUGGGGUAACUAUCAGUUCCCAAGUGGAUUUAUUGUUGCCAACACGUUUGAGCGCGGUGCAUAUGUUCUGCGAGUUGCUUCUGGCAGAGGAAGGAAUGGUGGGAAAUACGGCUUCGGUGGUCCUUCCAUCGGCGAGUAG